Molecule: messenger RNA, 272 nt
Organism: Caenorhabditis angaria
Lineage: Eukaryota; Metazoa; Nematoda; Chromadorea; Rhabditida; Rhabditidae
Source: the annotation of a GenBank genome assembly
AUGUCGUCUGUACCAAAAGUUGUUCGUGCUGCUCAAAAAGCUGUCAUUAAUCAAUAUAUGACACGGGAAGCGUGAGUUUUUUCUUUAAAUCUUUAUGAAAAUAUAUUUUUAAAUAAAAUAAUUUCAGUGUCACCAAGGCGGCUUUCCAACCAACCACUCAAAUUCCAAUUCAACAACAACAACCUCAAAACAUUCGUCUUCACGAUGAAAGUAUUCAUUUGAAAUUCGGUUUUCCAAAUCUUGAAAAAUCCGUCGAAAAUCAAAAAUUGUAA